Messenger RNA from Micromonas pusilla CCMP1545, 237 nucleotides. RefSeq lists its product as uncharacterized. The record is from RefSeq and is a predicted model, not a curated record. Bases 1 to 237 code for a protein of 78 amino acids. Lineage: Eukaryota; Viridiplantae; Chlorophyta; Mamiellophyceae; Mamiellales; Mamiellaceae. The transcript has a single exon.
AUGGGCCACAUCUCCGUCGCGCUCGUGUCCGCCAUCGGGGACCGCAUCGCUGGCGCGCCCAUCUCGUACGCGCUCAGAACCGCGCGCGACUCUGAAAACUUCCAUGCGGGCGCGGCGGCGCAAAUCCUUUUUAUGGAGCCCGACACAGCUGGCGAUUUCCACGUCGCCCCGGCUCCGUGCGCUCGUGAGGCUCACAUGGGUUUCAUGAAUCCCGUCAAGGGGUUGCUUACUGCGUGA